AUUAUAACACACAUCCUGUCAUCUACAAAGAGUCAGGACUGAAGUUGAGCUGUCUGUCAAUCUACUGUUCAAGUUAUUGUGCAACAUCUGUUUGGUACUCAUGGGUGUUAAAACUAUCUUACAUUCGAUUCUACUCAUGCAUGCAUGCACUGCAUACAGAGACUCUGAGCACAAUAUCACUGUUUCAAGAGAAACUUAUGAGCUUUAUGAUGAAGACUAUUCUGGAAACAGCAUCUACACCGUGGUUAACAUAAUUCAAAAGGAACCGUGGCCUGCACGUCCAUGUAACAGCACUAAUGCAGUGAAGUGCAACCAAACUUCACAGACAAUCCCUAUCUCAGACGAUGCUGUGCUCUUCCUCAAAGGCCUGCUGGUCACACGUGUCAUGCCCUCUUUCUACAUCCUCCUCUUCCUCAUGAGUUUGCCUCUAAAUGCAUUGGCCCUGGUGAUGUUCACCUGUAAGAUUAAAGAAAAGAAACCGCCUGUGAUCUACAUGUCAAACCUGGCGUGUGUGGAUCUGCUCUUCACCCUGCUGCUUCCUCUGAAGAUCCACUAUCAUCUGAACGGAUCUGAUUGGGUGUUUGGUGAGGUGGCGUGUCGCGUGCUAAGCGCUGCUUUCUACUGCUACAUGUACUGCUCCAUACUGCUGAUGAUGUGUAUAAGUGUGGACAGACUGCUGGCUGUGGUUUUCCCCAUCGUCUCUCUGACUUGGAGGACAACGAGGAAUUCUGCUUACGUUUGUGUGUUGGUCUGGUUACUGUCAAUUGCUGGCACGUCCCCACUUCUCUCUAUAACACAAACGUUCAACAUCAAGGAUUUGGGCGUCACCUGCCACGAUGUGCUGUACCACAUAAAGCUGUAUUACUACCUGUUUUCCAUUCUGUCCUGCCUAUACUUCUUCCUGCCAUUGAUCAUCACUUUGGUGUGUUACUUUACUGUUUUUUAUGAACUCAAAACUCGUUGCUUAGCAACAUCAUCAUCAACCUCAGAUAAUAAAAAGAGAGCUGUGAUUAUGGCGAUCGCCGUGCUGACAGAGUUUGUGGUUUGCUUCGCAACAUCAAAUGCAAUUCUGUUGUAUCACUGUGUUCGUCUGGGCACAGGAGGUCACACCGAGGAGGGGAAAUAUUACAUGUUAGCUGUGUGUGCAGGGAGCUCAAGUGUUUUUCUGGAUCCUCUGCUGUAUUAUUAUGGGUCGUCUCAGUGCAGACAGAAAAUCAGAUCUGUGUUUUGGUGGAGAAAAACAGAAAGCACGUCAUCAAACACACAAACCAAUUGAAAAGCAUUGAGUAUACGGGUGAUUCUCACGAAACCAUUGAAACACCACGGCACUAAUGAUUUUAGCUUUUAAAUGUGUAAUAUAUAACAUUAAAAAGCAUCAGAAUUAACACAAUACUGUGUUCUACCUUGCACAAUGUGUGAUUUCAACAUAAGAAUUUGUAAUUGGAAAUUUUAUCUCAUUUUCUGCUGAAAUUCUCAUUACCGCAAUGUGUCCGGCUGUGUUUGAACAUGCGUUAUGUUGUAAUUUAAUAAAAUUAACACAAAAAUAUUAAGAAAAAAAAUAAAUGGAUGUUUUGCUAGACUACUUUAGAUGACAGAAAAAAUAUUUACUGAAUAUUCAUGUAUAAUAAUAAUGAAGAAAAAUUAGGAAAAUGAUGUGUCCAUGCCUGAAUUUCUCAUCCUCCGCAACACUUUUUGAGAACAGUUUAAGCACACAUACAGAAUUUAUUAAAGUUUGAUUUUGAGUGACCAAGCACAUGGACCAGUUACUUCAAGAUGGCAUCCAAGUAAGAUCAUUUUUUUACAGUUAAUUUGAAAUAUUGUCUUGUCAGAAUGCUUACACGACAUUUUGAUUAUCAUUACCGCUACAGAUGCUUAUUAAAUGUUAAUUGAAUAAAUAGAAGCAUAAUACUUUGAUUUUAAAUGCAUGUGCAGAAUCUCCAAAUUAUGUUCUUUCAGGUUUGUCAUGUCAUUUUGAAAAUAUGUCAGUGUUGAUGUUUUCUGACUGUUGCGGUAAUGAGAUUUUUUAGGACAAAUUUUUUAAAAUUAUGUUACAAAAAUUGUUAAAUGAUAAGUAAAAGUUUUUAAAUUAAUGUUCCCAUUUACUCCAGACUUUGUUUUUCAAUGUCUGGUAGGAAAAAAAGUAAAUUUAAGCAAUUUUUACAUUUUCAUGCUUGACAUUUUUAAAACCAAAUUUUCGUGAGAAUCACCUAUACAGCCAAGCUUAACUUUAAGUGUGAAAUGUUUAGGUAAAGAGCUGUUGAAAUUAUUUGAGA
This is a messenger RNA of Misgurnus anguillicaudatus (oriental weatherfish), 2273 nucleotides long. The record is from RefSeq and is a predicted model, not a curated record. NCBI's taxonomy places the organism in Eukaryota, Metazoa, Chordata, Actinopteri, Cypriniformes, Cobitidae.